Chaetura pelagica (chimney swift) is the source of this 492-nucleotide messenger RNA. RefSeq names its product DPY30 domain containing 1 (gene DYDC1). The transcript is spliced from 5 exons. The coding region runs from base 1 to 492 and encodes 163 amino acids. The record is from RefSeq and is a predicted model, not a curated record. Lineage: Eukaryota; Metazoa; Chordata; Aves; Apodiformes; Apodidae. Gene Ontology annotation, cellular component: Set1C/COMPASS complex.
AUGGAGUCACAGUACCUGAAGAGAUGCUUGGGAAGUUGCCUGAAAAAGGGCCUGGCAGAGAUUGUAGAGCAUCGGCCAGCAGAUCCAAUAGAGUAUCUGGCACAUUGGAUUUACAAUUACAGAAGAAUCUUAGAUGAAGAAAACAAGAGAAUGUUGGAGAGGAUUGAGCUGGAAAAAGAACGGGAGGCAGCUCUGGCAGAACUCGAAAUGUUAAGAAAAAUGAAGGAAGAAGAGUUAAUGAUCCAGGAGAAACUUGAAGAACAGCGUCAGUUGGAACAAAAACACAAGGAGUUGGAACUGCAGAAGGAAGAAGAAAAAAUGCCGUUGCAACAGCAAGAUCAAGAGGAAAAUGAAAAUAUGAUAGCUGAACUUACAGAUACACCUGAAGUGCCUGAUUUGACCAAAGUUGAGGAGGUAGAUGAGAGUAGUCAGGUUCAGAGUAUAACAGACGUCCCAGCAGAGUCAGAAGAAGAAAAUUCCCAACCGAUCUGA